Molecule: messenger RNA, 3691 nt
Organism: Planococcus citri (citrus mealybug)
Lineage: Eukaryota; Metazoa; Arthropoda; Insecta; Hemiptera; Pseudococcidae
Gene: Nup133
Product: nuclear pore complex protein Nup133
Exons: 23
Coding region: 159-3569 (1136 amino acids)
Biological process (GO): transcription-dependent tethering of RNA polymerase II gene DNA at nuclear periphery; protein import into nucleus; poly(A)+ mRNA export from nucleus
Cellular component (GO): nuclear pore outer ring
Molecular function (GO): structural constituent of nuclear pore; protein binding
Source: RefSeq, a predicted model, not a curated record
CAACGCUUAUCGAAUGUUUUGCCGCCUUGCCGUUACCGGAAAAUUUUUAGAAAUUUCAUAAAUCAAACAAAAAACUAUUCGUUAUUUCUAUAAUAACCCUAUAAAUACGUAAUUUAGUUCAUUUGCGGUUUCAUGUGCUUUCCAAAUCAUCCCCAACAAUGGAUGAAAGUGAUAUUUCUUUAGGUUAUAAGAACAUUUCGCGGUUAUCAAAACACCCUGGGAGAAAGUCCAGCUUAUUCUAUACACCUAAAAAGAGCCGAAGUGUUUCUGGCCGGUCCACUCAAUCUACUCAGAUAAUCUUCAAAACACCUUAUCACUAUGUCGAAAGUUACGGAUCUCCGGUUCCCGUACAAAUCACCGAAGCAUUAGCUUUCGCAGACAGAAGUACAAUCUGCAGUGCUUCGAUAUCUCAUGAUGGCUGGGCUUGGUUUGUUAUCGGUAGACGUUUAUUAAUAUGGCAAGCAGUUGGUAGUAAACAUGUGUUCGGUUCAAUGUGUAAAGAAUUAACUCUGCCACCGUCGGAUUUAGCGUAUUCCUCGAACCUGAUAUGUGUUUAUAGCUCACAUGGGAAUCAGACGAUUUCUUGUAUCGUGGUGUCGCCUGAAGGAUUAAUUCGCUACUGGCCGAGUAUCAGUAACGAAGGAAUAUCCAUCGAGUUCAAUGCUAAUCUACAGGGUCAAGAAUGUGAAACAAUCAAACGUCUUCCCAAUAUCGGAUUCAUUGUGGCUACAACAACGGCCACUAUUCUGCUCGUAGAAACGAAUAAUAUCGGUGGUAGACAUUCGAUCACAUGUAGACCUCUUUCUACCCCCACUGGUUGGUUGGGUGGUAUUGGGCGACGAUUUUCGUCCAUUUUAUUCGGUGGCAUGCACAUGAUGCAGAAUAACGAUAAUAAAUUGGUCCGAAUUGUGGUGAAUGAAACAUCUACACCUGUCGUGUCAUCUUCAUCUAGCGAAUUCCAUCUUUUUGUGUUGGCAAGUCAUACGUUACAAAAAUGGUCGUUGGUUGUUGGCGAACAGGAAAGACUCGUGUAUGAAAGUAAAUUGGAUUCAUUCGUGGUGGAUAAUUUUAUCCAGAAUAUUUGGAAUGCUUCCGAUGACAACGAAGUUGAAUUAUGUUUUUUGGAUAUGCAAGUUCUUGAUUCUCACAGUGAAAGUAUCAUUAUCUUAGCUGUAGCUUCAAAUCGAGCUGUUUCUUCCAGAUUACAUUAUGCUUUAGUUACUAUUGACGUGAGUGCACCAUCGGCUCCUAAUCAAGCAACGUCGUUCCAUUUAAUAAAAAAUAUCGAUUUACCGCUGUUUCAAUCGGAUCACAGUUUGAAAAAAAUCUAUCUGUUGACUAGUGGUCAAACUGUUUACAUGUAUAAUCAUCUGCAUAUUGUUUCUUCAUCAGCUGUUUCUGGAUGCGAUGAAGUUGAUAAAAUCGAUAUACCGGAAGCUAACAUUCUCGGAGGUGUCUCUAUAAAUCGCAUACCAGUAUUUUUCUCACGUAAUCACGGUUUUAUCGCGGUUACCAUGUCGGAUCUGAUAACACCGUUUGAUUUGGCCAACAGUUCUUCUGCUAGCUUUGAUCCAUCUAUUCUAUCCGAUUCACAAUUUCAAGAAUCCGAUGUCGCGGAUAUUACACUCAACAAAGAUACCAACGCUUGCCUAAAAGCGGCCUUUUUGUAUUAUGUUAGCAAAAAAUCGAAUCAGGCUAAGGCAAUGAUAAAAGAAAUUUUUCCGGUAGAAGAAACAUCUCCUCAGGUUGAUUCGGCUCUGGACUUAGUAGCUAUUAAAGUUAGUCUUGACUUGAUCGAUGACGUUCCUGCCAAAGAUCCUCGAUGGGCUGAUAUUAAAUCUUCAGAGAAAAUUAAUCUAAACAGCACUUUGUCGUUACAAAUUCAAAGUCAACUGGAAGAAAAACAACAAGCUCUGGAUUGGUUUAUAUCGUUCAUGCGAGAGAUGGGAUUAUGGGGACGAUUGGGAGCGGUUACAUGGAAUAACGUUGUAAUGGCUACUACUUACAUAUUUGCCGAACAAGCCGAGAAAUUAAUAGCUGCUCUUGUACUGAGAAAAUUACAAAAUAAAUAUCCGCAGAUUUUGGAAGCUGUGAUUAAGGAAGUAGUCAAACAGAAUGAUAUGACUCCUGUUGGUGGAUUAACAAUUUACGAUUUAUUUUAUAGAAAAGUUAGCAUUGUCCACAAAGCAUUAAUCCAACUGUGUAAUUACUGCGAAGAAUUCGUCUGUGCAGAUCACAGCCUACAAAGCGUUGGUAAAACGAUCAGCAACACGAAUACAAUUUUACUGAAAGUUCUCGAAGAAAUAUCUCAAUUUAGACAAGAAAAAGGCAUAGUUUUCGUGCCGGAUGCUUCGAUUAUGUCGAAUUUCAGCACAGAAAUGCUUUCAUGGACUGCUGCACCUGGUUUGAAUGGACUAAAAGACGCUUUAUUGUUACAAUCGGAUCUCACGAUGAAAUACGGAGUGAAACUUGCUUCAGCGUUGACUCAACGUCAAGAAUUACUCAAUCAGCUCGUCUCUAUUGAUAGCAUUAUUCUGGAAGGAUGGAAAAUUCACGUAGAAAGCGUUUCCAAUCGUAAAGUCCGCCACGAGUUUUUAUUAAAUCAAUACGAAAAUGAAAGAUUGAAUUUGAUACAAGCUUUAUACGACGUAGGUGAAUUCGAACCAGCUGCGUCGUUAGCUGAAAAAUAUUUAGAUUUUACUGUAUUGGUGAAAAUUUGCGAUAAAACUGACGAUGAAGACAGACUGAUGUUUUAUAUGGAUAAAUACGAGAAAAAGGAUUUCGCUCAGUUUCUAUUCACUUGGUAUAUUCGCGAGAAAAAACAAGGCAAAUUAUUAAGCCAGUUUCGUUCGAAUAAAAAACAUCAACAAGCCUUGAGCAGAUUUUUAGCCGAUCAUCUCAGUUUAGCUUGGUUACACGCUGUGUUCGUUAAUAAAUUCGAAGAAGCUGCCGAUGUUUUGUUAAAUUUAGCAUUCCGAGAAAUUGAACUAUUGAAACGUAAAAAGAGUAUGCUUACACUGGGUAAAUUAGCUUUGUUAGCGUCUUCCAAUAACGAUGCCAAUAUUAUGGAAAAAGUUAAUAAAGAAUUGGCGUUGAUCGGCUAUCAAGAAGAAUUGCCCGAAGUAGUGUUAUCGGCUUUCGGUUAUGAUUUUGAUACGAUGAGAGUAUUUUUACCCGCUGAAUUGAUUAGGUUUUACGUUUGCGACGAGAAUACAUCGGCUACCGAACUCGAUUUCAUCAAAGGCUUAGAUUUACUUCAUUUCGUGGAUGAUGAAAUUGAAAAAAAAGAUUUAAGGCACGAGUUAUGGUGUAAAGCGAUCUUGAGAGAUACCUGGCCCGAAGAAGAAAUCGAUACAAAUGAUCCAAUCGAAUAUAUUCACAAUUUCUUAUUCUUCAAGAUUGUGAGUUUCAGCUUGGGAAAAGAUACUCGAGUUUUGGAUUUUCUGCCUGAAGAACUGGAGAAAAUCAUCGAAUCCGAAGAUCUAGGAGAAUUGAGGCAUAAUAAAACGUUUCAAUACUUGAUGAAAAUUGGAUACGAAUAUUAUUCCGCGCGUCAAAACAUGUCCUAAACCAUGAUUUUUCUUGUCUCCACUUACGCUGAAUAUUUAUGAUUUGUAAACUCUUUUUUGUAUCAUUUGUGUGUGUGUUUUUUUUAUAGAGAACAAUAAAUUUACGAGAUUUUUUUGUUUUA